UACAGAGUUAGUAUGUCUCUCUGACUGUGACGACGACGACGGCGAUACCAACAACAGAGCGAUCACGCCUAGCAGCCAGCAGAGCUAUCCGGGAGGUUCGCGUGAGAUCACUUUUAGAUAGACCGUCCAGUCUUGCGGUGGUAUCGGUUCGAGUUGGGUCGCGUUUUCCCUUUCGUUGAAGUCUCGUCGUCGCGGGUUGUGUUUGCAAAGCGGCUAGAAGGCUAUAAAUAGGCCGAUUUCGAGUGUCCUCCGCGAAGAAUUAGUGGAGUGUGUGGAAUAGUGCGGAUUUGUCAAAAAAAAAAGGGGUUUGAAGGAGUUCAGGUGACAACGGAUCGGAUAACAACACACCGAUAAUCUUUCUUCAUUGAAUAGCAAAGACUACUAUUCAAAUCAGAAUCUAACUGACCAUGAAGUACACCAAAGCGCUCACGGCUCCGGAUGAUUACAAAUUCACGAUGUCCGAUGACCUCCGACGAAUAGCUGAGCGGGAGUUGAACGAAACGGACGACAGACGGAACCAUGCUCUGCAGAUGCUUCGGGAUUGGGCCGAGAAAAACCCCCGGAUCGUUAAAGUUCGAAUGGAUUCAAACUUCUUGUUGAAAUUUCUUCGAGCGAAGAAGUUCAGCAUACCGGUGGCCCAGGAAAAUAUCGAACGGUUUCUUUUGCUCAGAUUCAUCCGAGAUGGAAAUGUAUUCAUGAACCUCGAUUGCCGGCUACCCAAGUUGGCGAAACUGCUGGACCUGGGGUACAUGUUUGCCCUGCCCAAAAGGGACAAAAAUGGCCGCCGGGUGAUGUUCUACCGUCCUGGGGUGUUUGAUCUGAACGAGUUCAGCAAUGAUGACAUGGUGCGGGUGCACGGCAUCUGUUACGAAACCAUUUUGGCCGACGAGGAGAAUCAGAUCCGUGGAAUUGUACAUGCAGGCGUCGGUACCGGCAUUGGAUUGCAAUAUUUGACGUUGUUCACAAUCAAGGAGGCCGUAAGGAUCACCAAAAACGGAGAACGAUUGCUGCCAAUGAGACACCAGGAAAUGCACGGAUGCAACAUCAAUCCGGCACUGAAGAUUGCGGUGGAAUGGGGAAUGACGUUGAUUUCCGAGAAGUUGAGAAACCGGAUUCGACUGUACACCGACAUCAAAGACAUCGAGAUGGAUAAGAGUUUGUUGCCGAAGGAGUAUGGCGGUACUAUGCCGAUGGCGGAAAUGAUCAAGUUGUGGAAGGCGGAAGUGGAAGCGCACAGGGCCACUUUGCUGAACGAUGACAAGAUGGCGGUUCAUUUGCACAUGUAUCCGGAGGCUGCCAGGGAAGGCUCGGUCAGUUCGCUGAAGCAGAAUUUGAACGGGUGCUCAGGGUUCAAAGAGAACAAUAGCACGUAUGGAUUGGCGGGUAGUUUCAGGAAAUUGGAAGUGGAUUAAGGUGGACAAGUGGUGUUUUUAUGUAUUAUAGGUUAAGGUUAUUGUGUAUUAAUGAUAUUUACAUAGGAAUUAAUAAAGGAUACUGAUACAAAGA
Molecule: messenger RNA, 1506 nt
Organism: Aedes albopictus (Asian tiger mosquito)
Lineage: Eukaryota; Metazoa; Arthropoda; Insecta; Diptera; Culicidae
Product: alpha-tocopherol transfer protein-like
Exons: 3
Coding region: 408-1412 (334 amino acids)
Cellular component (GO): membrane
Molecular function (GO): phosphatidylinositol bisphosphate binding
Source: RefSeq, a predicted model, not a curated record